Phoenix dactylifera (date palm) is the source of this 1599-nucleotide messenger RNA. RefSeq names its product ethylene-responsive transcription factor 1-like. The record is from RefSeq and is a predicted model, not a curated record. Gene Ontology annotation, biological process: ethylene-activated signaling pathway; regulation of DNA-templated transcription. Gene Ontology annotation, molecular function: DNA-binding transcription factor activity; DNA binding. NCBI's taxonomy places the organism in Eukaryota, Viridiplantae, Streptophyta, Magnoliopsida, Arecales, Arecaceae.
UUCCUGAAACCGCUACUAUAAAACCCCUGCUAUACCCUCCCGCUCCUCUCAGAACGAGCCUCCUUUCCUUCUCUCUUCUUUUAUCUCCCAACCAAAAAGGAGUGACCUUUGGGCUGCGAAAUGUGCGGCGGAGCGAUCAUCUCCGACUUCAAGCCGGUGGGGACCCGGCGGCUGACGGCCGACUACCUGUUGCCGGACGUCAAGAAGGGGCGGAAGCAUGAGGUGGUGAAGAUCGAAGACGACUUUGAGGCCGAUUUCGAGGAGUUCGAGGAUGAAUCCGAGGAGGAAGUGGAGAUCGACGUCAAGCCCUUCGUCUUCGGCUCUAAAGUUCCCUUCUCUCGAGGGUUGUCAACCAAUCUAGCAUCUGUGGAUUUUGGUGGAUUUGUUUCUAAAUCAGCCAAAAGGAAGAGAAAUAGUCAAUAUAGAGGAAUCCGCCAGCGUCCAUGGGGCAAGUGGACAGCUGAAAUCAGGGAUCCUUACAAAGGGGUUCGUGUCUGGCUUGGGACAUUCGGCACUGCUGAAGAGGCUGCAAGAGCUUAUGAUGUUGAAGCCCGUCGUAUCCGGGGCAAGAAAGCUAAGGUGAACUUCCCUGAAACACCUGCAAGUGCCCAAAAGCGCCACCACAAACCAACUCUGCAAGCACCAAAACCAGCAAUGUCAGAAAAACACAAGUUUAACCAGACUUUCAAGUGCCUGAGUGACCUGGACUGUGAUAUCUAUUCUACUAUGGAGCACAAGGGAGUUGAGGAGAUUAGUAAGCCUGAGUUUGUGAACUCUAUGGAUUGUUUGGAUUUUGGAUGGGAACACAAGACCAGGACUUCUGAGAUCGCAUCACUUCUUGCUCCCACCAUGACUGGAGGUAAUGAAUCUGGAUUCCUGGAGCAUGGUAGCCCCAAGAAGAAAUUAAAAAACAAUUCUAGGGAGGCAAUCCCAGCAGUUGAAGACUCUGCAAUGAAAUUCUUUGAGGACCUAUCUGACUUUCAUACAUUUAUGGAGUUCCUGCAGAUCCCUUGUGCAGAGGGGAGCUUGGAUGCAUCAAUUGACAGCCUUUUCAGCUCCGAGGUGGCUCAGGAGGGGUUGAGCACUUUGGACCUUUGGAGCUUUGAUGACCUGCCCAUGGAAGGCAAUGUUUACUGAAUGAUGGUGGUCCUUGCAACUGGUGCUCUGCAAAUAAAGACAAUGUAAGCAUUCCAUGAGCUGGAUGUGGUUUGAAAUUCCAUGCUGUGGUUGAUCUUCUCCAGAAAAAGGCCUUCUUCAGUGCGUUAUAAUUCAGAAGGCAAUUAAUGGAGUCGAAAAAUCUGCCUGACUGGUGAUACUGUUGUUUCGAGUGUAGUAGAUAUGAGAGUUUGCAAGUUAAAUCAAAAAUAAUAGCCCUUGUUGUAAAGGAUGGAAUAAAUAAAACAAAUUACAAUGUAAAGUCAGAUUAUCCCUCCUCUUGCAUCCUUUCUGCAACAAGAUGUUAACAUACUGGUAAGCGAGGAGAAUGCCUGGCAAGAGAUGAGAACCCUCUGAAAGCAUUGUAAUGGUGGUUGUAAUGUUGAUAAUGGUUAUUAUUUUGAACCAUGUUUCAAAUGGAUUCCUGCCAUAAUUUUGUAGUUA